Messenger RNA from Microthlaspi erraticum, 492 nucleotides. Lineage: Eukaryota; Viridiplantae; Streptophyta; Magnoliopsida; Brassicales; Brassicaceae. The record is from the annotation of a GenBank genome assembly.
AUGACUAGGAGGUCCAACAAAGACAACCUAGUUGAACAUCCGGAGAUAGACAAGCUUGAGAAGAACUUAGGAAGCAAAAAGCCCAAGAGAUGGCCGACGCUCACGCUGAGAAACCCUAUCCAUCCACCACUUCCUGCAAGGAAUGACUAUGAGAUCAAGCCUCAGAUCAUAGCAUUGGUUAGACAGAACCAAUUCAAUGGCCUUCCAGCCGAACAUCCUCUUGAUCACAUAGAAAACUUUGAAGAGAUUUGCAGCACUACUAGAUCCAAUGGAGUCUCAGCUGACUACUUGAAGUGCAAGCUCUUUUCAUUCUCUCUUGGCGACAAAGCUUCAAGAUGGUUGAAGUCUCUGCCAGCUCACUCCAUUACCACUUGGGAUGAGUACAAGGCCGCUUUCAUCAACCACUUCUACACCAAGCAAAGAUCAGUUUCUGUAGGAACAAGAUCUCCAACUUUCGCCAAGCCACUAAUGAAUCUUUCUAUGAGGCGCUAG